AUGUCUACCGCAUCCAAAGUCACAUUUGCAACUUCUUGCCUCUUUGCAGUUGGAUCGUUCAUCUACAUCAAUAUUGAGCAGCGCAUAGAAAGAGAAAACCUCAGGCAGGGCCCUAUCAAGGAUGCCGAAAGAAUGAGAAAGAAGCUUUCCAAGAAACAGAUGGCAAACGAUUUGGAACAUAAGGAACAGAUUGCAUUACGUGAACAGUAUGAGGCCGUACAGCCGCUAUCGGCAGAAAUUGUCCGAGGCGAGGACUAG
This is a messenger RNA of Australozyma saopauloensis, 258 nucleotides long. RefSeq lists its product as uncharacterized. Gene Ontology annotation, biological process: mitochondrial respiratory chain complex IV assembly. The transcript has a single exon. Lineage: Eukaryota; Fungi; Ascomycota; Pichiomycetes; Serinales; Metschnikowiaceae. The coding region runs from base 1 to 258 and encodes 85 amino acids. The record is from RefSeq and is a predicted model, not a curated record. Gene Ontology annotation, cellular component: mitochondrion.